Molecule: messenger RNA, 855 nt
Organism: Linum trigynum
Lineage: Eukaryota; Viridiplantae; Streptophyta; Magnoliopsida; Malpighiales; Linaceae
Source: the annotation of a GenBank genome assembly
AUGGCAGAAGAGAAUGAAGCUCUUGACAAAACUCAUACUUGGGAUCAGAGUUCCAUACAUCUACAGUUUGGCAGAUUUGACACAGCAAAAGAAGUUUGGGAUUUGUUGGCAGCCCGCUAUGUCACCUCAGACUUGGCACAACAAUAUCAAUUAUGGGAUCAACUGCAUCGUCUGAAGCAAGAACCAGGUCAAUUGGUGAUCGACUUCCUUGCGCAAAUGCAAUCUAUAUGGGAUCUUCUCUCACAAGCUGAUCCUGCUUGGAAAUGCCAAGAUGAUGCACGUUUGUACACAACCCAUCAAGAUCGAGUUCGUCUUAUCCAGUUUCUUAUGGCGCUCCAUUCUGAUUUUGAAGCAGCUCGAGCUUCUCUUCUCCAUCGAAGCCCCCUUCCCACUCUUGAAAGUGCUAUCUCGGAACUAAUAUCUGAAGAAACUCGCCUCGGGAUGUUGAAGCCUCGUCGUUCAGACAUGGUGUUGGCAACAACAUCUUCUGCCAACAAGUUCUGUAAGAACUGCAAUCGCUCGGAUCAUACUUUGGCACAAUGUCCAACUGUAGAAUGCAGGUACUGCCCCAAGAUAGGUCACAUCCUGCCAUUUUGUCCUACUCGACCUCCCAAGCCGGACGCUAACAAAAUCAAGACUACUCCAAAGAAGGGUGGCCAUUCUGAGUUUUCUUCUCGCUCGAUUGCAGCCUCAGCCAUAAGUACCCAAGAUGAAAGUUCAUCUUCCUCUCCAUCUCUUACUCUCAACGACCUUGAAAACAUUCUCGCUCAACUGCGUGGUAAUUCUAAUCCUACACCUACCAUGUCUGCCCUAUCAGGAUCCUCAGACGGGACAUGUCAUUGGGACAGGCCGUAA